Messenger RNA from Candoia aspera, 644 nucleotides. RefSeq lists its product as uncharacterized. NCBI's taxonomy places the organism in Eukaryota, Metazoa, Chordata, Lepidosauria, Squamata, Candoiidae. The record is from RefSeq and is a predicted model, not a curated record. The transcript is spliced from 4 exons. Bases 21 to 644 code for a protein of 207 amino acids. Gene Ontology annotation, molecular function: protein binding.
GGAAGGGCGAAUCUUCUGAGAUGGCACCCCCCCCCCCGCCGGGCAGGGAGGGCCGCAGGCUGAGUCACCUGCGCAGCACAGGCUCCCGAGCUCUGGUCUCUGGCGGCGGUAACGUUAUCCACUUUUUUAAGGCUGUCACCCUGUUCGGCAGAAACAGCGGGGUUGUUGACUAUUGUCUCAGUUCUUCUGCCGCCAUCACCAUAGACCUCAAGUAUAUCUCACGUAUCCACGCGCGGGUGAUUCGGACGCCCAGCGCAUACAUCCUCAUGGACUCCAGCCUGUCAGGAGUCUACAUCAACGACAUCCGUAUCAAUGGUAGACUAGUUUUGCAAGAAGGAGAUACUGUUACUUUUGGCCAUCCUACUGGAAAAAACCUGCCCCUGGGAAGCCACACGCAACAGCCAAACUCUCCUUUUUAUUUUCUGGUGAGGCUUUUCUUUUCCCUGCGUGUUGUGUUUCUGCCUCUGUGUGAGCUCCUCGGUAAGGCGCAAACCUGUCCCCAGAAUCGAGGACGGGGCGAGCAUCUCUCGGUGCACCGAGAGCAUUGUGCGAACUGCGCCCUGCAGGCGGCCUGGAGCAUCGGGAGAAGUGGCGCGAGGGGCCGCUGCCCCAAAGCCGGGCCGCCGUCCACGGUCCCUCGCUAG